AUGGGGCAUGGACAUCGUUGGGUCGCUCCCCAUGGCGACCGCUCAGUAAAGGUUUCUGCUCAUCGUGGUGGAUUACUUCUCGAAAACAUCCUGUGUCAGUUCAGCAUCCCCCGCCUGCUCAUCUUGGACAACGGAAGGCAAUUCACCGGUCUGAGGCUCGAGGAAUGGUGUGAAGGCUAUGGCAUCCAACAGGCCUUCACCUCUGUGGCCUACCCCCAAAAUAACGGCCAAGCAGAGGUCACCAAUUGGGAGAUCCUCAGAGGCCUACGAGCUCGGCUCGACCACGUGGGAGGCAGCUGGGUCAACGGGCUUCCUAGAAUUUUGUGGGCCCUCCGUACAACUCCCAAGGAGGCGACCGACGUCACACCAUUUUACCUGGUGUAUGGCGGUGAAGCGAUGGUUCCCGUGGAGGUCGAAGUAGAAUCUGAUCGGGUCCAUCUCUACGAUGAGGAGAACGAUGAGAGGAGGCGUAUGGACCUCGAUUUGGUGGGCGAGGUAUGA
Zingiber officinale is the source of this 501-nucleotide messenger RNA. RefSeq lists its product as uncharacterized. The record is from RefSeq and is a predicted model, not a curated record. Lineage: Eukaryota; Viridiplantae; Streptophyta; Magnoliopsida; Zingiberales; Zingiberaceae. Gene Ontology annotation, biological process: DNA integration. Gene Ontology annotation, molecular function: nucleic acid binding. The transcript is spliced from 2 exons. Bases 1 to 501 code for a protein of 166 amino acids.